UGGACACCAAAACACGUGGUUUUUGUUGAGUUCGAAUUAAUUACAUUUCUUUCUGUUUUCGCUAUGUGCGUGUGUCGUUCUCCCUUUCCGGCUGUACGGCCGCAGCAUUCAUCCCACUUUUAACAGGAUGUCUCUUUUGAGUUCCCUGACACUGGUAGACCUGUGGGUUCCAGCAACCGUGAUGGUACUCGGCGGUUUAAUAGCGGGCAUCAGCAGGAAGUUGUCUCUGCUCGCGAACUUGCGUUUCAAGGUCGACAAAUCGUCACUACGGAAUGGUGGCGACUUGGUAGCCGAUGUGCUUAAGGCUCACGAUGUCAAGUUUUUGUUCUGCCUCAGUGGCGGUCACAUUUCACCCAUCUUGGUGGCAGCGGAGCGCGAAGGCAUUCGUGUCGUGGACACGAGGCAUGAGGUUAAUGCAGUCUUUGCGGCUGAUGCGGUGGCGAGGCUUUCUGGAAAGAUCGGGGUGGCCGCCGUCACAGCUGGACCAGGUCUGACUAACACGGUGACUGCUAUCAAGAAUGCUCAGAUGGCCGAGUCCCCCGUGCUUUUGCUGGCCGGUGCAGCUGCGACAGCUGUCAAAGGACGAGGUGCUCUGCAAGACAUUGAUCAGCUGUCGCUGUUCAAAUCGCUGUGCAAGUUCACGGCCACUGUCACUACAGUCAGGGACAUUGUUCCUACACUGCGAACAGCACUGCAGAAGGCGCAGUCCGACACACCAGGCCCUGUAUUUGUGGAGCUUCCAAUUGACGUCCUCUACCCGUAUGGGAUAGUGCAGUCCGAGGUUGGCUUCAAAGGAAGGCCGGGCAGCCUUGGACAGAAGCUAGUUAAACUGUACCUGGAUUACUACAUGCACAACCUAUUUGCUGGCGCAUUCCAGCCCAGAGAUGUCUCACCUCUGCCGGUCUCCAUUCCCUUGGCAAGACCAUCCGAAGUCCAGCAGUGUGCGGAGAUCAUCUCGCGUGCCAAGCGGCCCGUCUGCAUUGUGGGCAGCCAGGCAACGCUGCCUCCCUUACCUGUGCAGGAACUGAAGGCAGCACUUGAGAAACUGGGCAUUCCUUGCUUCCUUGGAGGCAUGGCUCGAGGCCUGCUGGGUCGCCACAGCGAGCUGCAGAUGCGCCACUGCCGUAGGGAUGCCCUGGCACAGGCUGACGUGGUCAUCCUCGCAGGCUCGGUGUGUGACUUUCGCCUAUCAUACGGCCGUGUACUGAGCCGCAAGUCAAAGAUCAUUGCCGUUAAUCGAAGCAGGUCACAGCUUUACAAGAACUCGGAUGCAUUUUGGAAGCCAACGGUAGCUGUGGAGGCCGAUGUUGGAUCAUUCCUGCAAUCUUUGACCCAAGCCCUGCCCGACUUUAAGUGUGAUCCAUCGUGGAUUCAAACGCUACGAAACAUGGACAACGCCAAAGAAGAAAAGAACAAAGCGAUGGUAGAUGCACCAGCUGACAAGCACCUGAACCCUCUGAAGGUUCUCAAUGAACUGGAAGCAUCUCUGCCGGAUGACACCAUCCUGGUCGCCGAUGGUGGUGACUUUGUCGGAACUGCAGCCUACAUUCUCAGGCCGAGUGGGCCAUUGAGGUGGCUAGAUCCCGGUGCCUUCGGAACGCUGGGUGUUGGUGGGGGCUUUGCCCUGGGCGCAAAGUUGUGCCAUCCUGAAUCCUUGGUGGUAAUUAUAUAUGGAGAUGGCUCUCUCGGUUAUUCCAUGCUGGAGUUUGACACCUUCGUGAGGCACAAGAUUCCAGUCAUGGCCGUGGUUGGCAACGACGCGUGUUGGAUGCAGAUCUCUAGGGAGCAGGUCAAAAUGUUCAAGAGCAAUGUUGCUUGUGGGCUGAGUUACACGGACUACCACAAGUCGGUCGAGGGCCUCGGUGCAAAGGGCAUGCUAAUGUCACUGCCAGACAAGGACCGGCUGGCCGAAAUCUUUAAGGAGGCACAAAGGUUGAACGCAGAGGGCCACAGUGUGCUCAUUAACUGCCUUAUUGGCAAGACCUCCUUUAGGGAAGGGAGCAUCUCGGUGUAACGUCGAACACACUGCCUUUGUCUGUUCCUGUUCUGCGGUGUCGUUGCGGCUGCCCAGCUGUGAUCCAGUGUAAGAAUCGGGCGACGUGUGGUGGGUCCACUUAAUUUGCUCAUGCCCCACUAUUCGUUUCAACAGUGCAACAUGGGAAACAUCUGCAUAGUAGCAUUCCACCUGCCAUGGUGGCUUAGUGGAUGUGGCACUGCGCUGCUAAGCCUGAGGGCGUGGGUUCAAUUCCCAGCCACGGCUGCUGCAUUUCAGUGAAGGCAAAAUGCGAAAAACGCCCGCGUGCUUACUUUGGUGCACUUAAGAAACCACAGGUGGUCAAAAUUAAUGCAGAACUCUCCACUGUGGCAUUCUAAUGUCACAUCUACCUUUAAAAACUGCCAUUAGUUAGCUGGUCUUCAGUUUUCACAAUACUCUAGUGGGCAUUCUUUUCUUUAAGCGGUAUAAUUGUAAUUGGAAUUGCUUCUUGCUACAGGUAGCAAGAAGCAAGGUCUGCUGAAUAACUUGCAUAACAUCAGUUCUUGUGCGGUGCGCAAAGUUUUGUCGAAGUCGCUGCUCCACACCUGUUUGCUUCCUCGGGUGCUGCAAAAGGGGCAGAAUUGCAUGUUGGUGCAAUGAAUUGUACAAAAGCACCAUCUGUGAAGCCUCCGGCCAUUCCUUGGACACUAUUGUGCACUUGUGAACUGUUGCUAUAACAACUAACCACCUGUGUUUGGAGAAGCCUCUGAGCAUUUCCUUUGCUUCUUGUGUUACUUGAACUGCAGUUCCAUUUUUAUUCAGGGCAAAUCCUGUUCCAAUUCUUAAUUUGUAGCUGGUGCUAACUAGACAGAUGCUCGCCAGUUCUAUCAAGUUUGCUUGUACAGCUGUGAGCAGUACAAGAAGCACUGCUGAAUUCGUUUUAGGCAGCGUUUACUGUGAUACAUGGACUUACAAUCACAUAAGUUAUGCGCAAAUUCACUUUAUAUUCAGCGAUUUAGUCUUGUGGAACAUGUUUUUAUGUCGGGCAUAGAUCUUAUGCCAUUGUAACCGCUUGAACGUGGAUUUGGGCAUUCCAUUUAGUAGUGCUUCAGUGAACACUUCAGUAAGUAUCUGUAGAGAGUACUGCUACUGCUGAGAACUAGUACAGAGGGACCAAUUAUUGAUAGAACUGACAACGGCUGAAGCUACGGGCUGCGUAUCACGUCGCAGACUGUUUUAAUGCAUCCCCUGCCUGGAUAGUGUUUCGUUAUAGUCUGCCAUUUAAUUAAAAAAAAUUUAAUAUUCACCUAGUAGCAUAUGGGAACAUUUUAAUGAAUGCAUAGAGGCCCUCUUUGUAGGACUUCCUGUCCAUGAACAAGUGCACGCACUAACUGAUUUCCACAUGUGCCUUAUGAUUUUCGGUUUCACCAAAUGUAGAGAGCGUUAUGCAGAAGAACCGGUGAAAAAGAAAAUUACUUGAACAUAUGAGUAUUUUUAUAUCGUAGGAUGUGUGCUCCAUAAUUUACUCUUGCAUUGAGUUUAUGUGUGACUGCUGUCAUAGCUGAAAGGGAUGGAAUGUUAAGACUACGGACAUUUUUAGUUUAGAUUAUGAGAAUGUACAUAAUGAUAACACAUACUUUACUCAUAAUAGCACGACUUCGUCACAGUAGUGACAGUUCUCAUUUUUUUGCUUAUUUACCAUCACUGAAACUUAAACAAAUAGCUGAACUAGUACUAAAGUCUCCUUGUUACCAAAUUUACCUUUUACGCAUUUUCUAAUGAAAGACUCGACAACGCUAAAGCUGACAUUAUUUGAUGAGUAGUAGUAGUAGUCGUAGUAGUAGUUUGAGUGUGGUUUGAAUUUGCACCUUAUGUUGUAAAGUUUUAUACGUUAAAUACAACCAAACAUAACACUGAAACUAUAACGAACACGGAUAUAACGAAAUAUUGGUUAUAACAAAGUAAAUGAAGAAUAGUUUUGCAAUACAUACAGUGUUAGGAAUAUACAUUUAUAAUGAAUUUUCGGAUAUAACGAUGUUAUUUUCGUGUAAGAUCUAACUUCGUUAUAAUGAGGUUUGAGUGUACCAGUUGUCGUGAUUUUGCAACAUUGCAACUGUACACUGUACUCGUAAAUGAGCGAAAGAGCCUCAAGCGAUAGGAAGCUAUAUUGGUGCGUAUCAUAUUCAGUUUCCUGGCACCAAAAUUUUCGCCAACAGAGUAUCCAAAUAAGUAUUCUAUUCUUACGUCAUGUUCAUUUUUGUAGCAGCACAUUUAGCAUGUCACUAACAGGGUAUUGAAUGGGAAGUGAUCUACAAUAUUGUUUAUUUUCAAACAAGACUAAUAAAAAUAUUUCCAGUUCAGGUUGGAACUUCAGUUGCAGCUGAACUAUGCUACCUCAUUUGCAAAUGUGUGCGAGAUUGCCGCAAUGUUAGGAGUGUUGCAGCAAAAAAUGUCUGGAAAUUUGUACUAUGCGGACAAACUAGGCUUGUGCAAAUAUUCGAGCACUUCGAUUAUUCGAACGAAUAUUACAGUAUUCGAAUUUAAAUUAUUGGAAAUUUUGAAGCAUUUGAAAUGAACGAAUAGGUGUAUAUUAAUCCGCAUGUAAUCCUCCUGUAAAAGCGGUUUCACUGCAGUGGAGGGGUGCUAUGCCGUGAAUACACCUAUCCAGGGAACUCCGCACUGCCGAGAAGCCCCACUUUAAGGUUCAACGAACCUUAAAGGUUCGUUGAACAUCGAUUCAUCAUUUUUUAAGUUUAAAAGCUUGUUAUACCGGCUUUGAUGCUCUAAGUAAAGUAAAUUCUAAAACAACAUAUUUUACAGGUUCUCACUUUCAUUCUACCAAAAGUCAAGACCUGCUGCUGUUCAAAGUUGCUUCCACUUCCCUUGAACCAAAAAGAAUGACAUUUGCUUAUGCCUUGUUUCAAUUUUAAAAUAUAAUGUGCAGGUCAGUUGGGUCAUGACAAAUAUGCUCAUUUUUCUUUACGUGAUAUAUGCUAUCCGAAUUCGAUUUGAAAUUAUUCGGCCAAAUCACUAUUUGCUUCGAACCUAAAAUUUACUAUUCACACAAGCCUAGGACAAACCUUUGCAAAUGUAUUCAAUGUCUGUGGCAGCUUUUGCAUAGUAAACUUUUAAGGUCCUGUGAAAAAGUUUCAAUGAUCAAUGCACCACAAUGUCUGACAUCUUGAAAACAAAGCUGUCUAGAGCACUGACCGUGCAUUUUUUU
Molecule: messenger RNA, 5198 nt
Organism: Rhipicephalus sanguineus (brown dog tick)
Lineage: Eukaryota; Metazoa; Arthropoda; Arachnida; Ixodida; Ixodidae
Product: 2-hydroxyacyl-CoA lyase 2
Exons: 17
Coding region: 128-2014 (628 amino acids)
Biological process (GO): L-valine biosynthetic process
Cellular component (GO): acetolactate synthase complex
Molecular function (GO): thiamine pyrophosphate binding; acetolactate synthase activity; flavin adenine dinucleotide binding
Source: RefSeq, a predicted model, not a curated record